This is a messenger RNA of Centropristis striata (black sea bass), 2301 nucleotides long. RefSeq names its product acyl-coenzyme A thioesterase 5-like. The transcript is spliced from 5 exons. The coding region runs from base 286 to 1566 and encodes 426 amino acids. Gene Ontology annotation, biological process: fatty acid metabolic process; acyl-CoA metabolic process. Lineage: Eukaryota; Metazoa; Chordata; Actinopteri; Perciformes; Serranidae. The record is from RefSeq and is a predicted model, not a curated record. Gene Ontology annotation, molecular function: fatty acyl-CoA hydrolase activity.
AAUAGAAGCUCUGCGCAAGUGUUGCGAGGGCUGUCGGAUGGCCAUGCGUCGUCGGACUCAUUACGCAGCGGAUCUGCAGUUGGUGGAAUCUCACACAUUGAUUAUAAUGGGUGCAUAACGGCUCCGACGACGGAUCUGCAGCUGUUACGCAUCCAGUGGAAUCCAGGGGUGAGAGACUUCAUUGAGACGGGCCCCUGCGCAACCGAGCCACAGCCGACAGCGCAGAAGAGCCAAUUGAAGUUGUCCUACUCCGAGGACGGCUCGUAAUGAUGAAAAUCAGGCGAGAUGUCCUCCCAGGUCAGAGUGAGGCUGCUGCCAAAAGCCAGGUGCAUGUUCGAUGAGCCCGUUCAGGUGAAGGUGUCGGGGCUGAGGUCGAGACAGGUGGUCACCAUGAGAGUCAGAUCGACUGACGAGAAGGGAGAGCUGUUCAGCUCCUCGGCCACCUACAAGGCUGAUGGGAGCGGGGAGAUCGACCUGGAGAGAGACCCCUCACUCAGUGGGAGCUACACUGGAGUUGAACCCAUGGGUCUGCUGUGGUCCAUGAAGCCAGACACUGUGCACAAAAGGUUUCACAAAACAAAAUCACUAAACCCUCACGUGGUGAAGUUCUCUGUGCACGAGGAGGAGGGGGACGGCAGGAUGCUGGCAGAGGCGACCAAUGAGAGGCUUCUGAUAGCAGACGGGGUCACGCGGCGCCCUGUCAAAGAGGGGAAUAUUCGUGGAGUCCUGUUCACUCCCCCAGGGAAAGGUCCGUUCCCUGCCAUGUUGGAUCUGUACACUUUGGGUGGAGGUUUAUCAGAGAAAAGGGCGUCUCUGCUGGCCAGCCGUGGAUUUGUGACUCUGACUGUAGCGCUGUAUGGUCAUGAUGACAUGCCGAGGAACAUCAGUGAGAUCCACCUCGAUUAUUUUGAAGAAGCGAUAGAGUUUUUAAAAAAACAAGAUAAGUUUUUUCCACAGGUGGGGAGCAAAGGAGUUGGUAUAAUCUCCCUUUCCAAAAGUGGAGACCUUGCUCUGUCAAUAGCCUCUUACCUGCAGGAUGUCGAGGCCACAGUGUGGAUUAAUGGCUGCUGUGCAAACACAGUUUUUCCCCUGCUCUAUAAGAAGAGACAGAUCCUCCCUGGGUUAACGUGUGACCUCAGUAAGGUCAUUCCCACUGAGUCGGGGGCCUUUAUUGGCAAGUACUCUAUGCCUAAUCUGCUGGCAGAGGAGAACAAGGCCACCCUGAUCCCCACUGAACAAGCCACUGGACGAUUCCUUUUUGUGGCUUCAGAGGACGACCAAAACUGGGACAGCAAGGCUUACAUGGACAUACUGGUGGAGAGACUGCAACGUCAUGGGAAGGACAACUUUGAGAUCAUGUCUUACCCUAAAACGGGGCAUUACCUAGAGCCGCCUUAUGGACCCUUCUGUCCCUCCAGCUUUCAUGCGAUGGGGGGCAAACCAUUCCUUUGGGGGGGUGAGCCGAAGACCCACGCAGCAGCUGAAGUCCACACGUGGAAGAAGAUCCUGGACUUUUUCAGAACUCACCUGAGCUGUGAUGCAACACAGACUAUAGCCAAGUUAUAGAUAGAAAUAUCAUGAUAUGGAAGGCAUCAGAUCAGAUCAAAUCUGCAGAUCACCAGUUAAGUAACUGACAUUAAUCGUAUCGCAAUCUUUUGUAAUGAGGCAAACAAUUUGCUGUUUGAUUUAAUGAUCAAAAAUUAUAUCUAAUGUGAAACACUACAGGAAAACUUUUUUUCACAAAGGAAUCAAUUUUUGGGACGUCUUCUUUCAGACUAGUGAAAAGAAUAUAUCCAAAGCGAACAUUAGGAGUAUAACAAUAUAUAUCAAUCUUUAUUGAUUCAAUGAUCAACAUUCCCAUAUAAUCAAUGGAAAGCGAAAAUAUUGAUAGAUAUCAUCUUUAAGAUAAAUAUGCCUUUUUUUGAAAUUCCAACUUUGUAUGUAUUUUUGUAAUUAAAAAGUUUUGUUUCAUUUAAGUGUAAGAUCUCAGUGACAAAACAGUCAAAUCAUAUUUUACUUUUUCUGAGUUGAUAUAACAGAUUUGAGCCUGGAGUUAUUUUACAAAAUCCUGAGUUAUGGACACAAAACUCCUCCUCCGCUCCCUCCACUGGUUACCAGUGGCUGCACAGAUAUGAUUCAAGACUCUAGCUCUGGCGUACUCUGCUGCAAAUGGUUCAGUCCCAGCUUACAUACAGGAUCUGGUGAAACUUUACACUCUUGACCGUCCUCUCUGAUCUGCAUCAGCCAAGCAGCUGGCAACUCCCACCUCAGAUAGCAUAGACAUCUCCCGCCGCAAUUUAA